Molecule: messenger RNA, 1666 nt
Organism: Branchiostoma belcheri (Belcher's lancelet)
Lineage: Eukaryota; Metazoa; Chordata; Leptocardii; Amphioxiformes; Branchiostomatidae
Product: cholesterol 25-hydroxylase-like protein 1, member 2
Exons: 1
Coding region: 363-1295 (310 amino acids)
Biological process (GO): sterol biosynthetic process; cholesterol metabolic process
Molecular function (GO): iron ion binding; steroid hydroxylase activity; C-4 methylsterol oxidase activity
Source: RefSeq, a predicted model, not a curated record
UAUUAUUGUUUUUACUCGCAGGUAAUAUUAUCUUUGCAGCGGGGCGUGACCUACCGGGCCAGGGGCACAGGUUCUAUCAGGUUUAAUUUUUACCCCGUGGACUCUGGAUAUCCUAUUGGCACAGAAAGUUGUUCACGUGAGCUAUCUAACCUUUGAGCGGGAGGAAACACCAUGAUAUGAUUCCAGACUGUUCUAAAUGACGGUUUCCUAUUUGUUGAUUGUUGUUCAUAGUUCAGAUACGUUGCCGGCGACAACAGCUGAGAUACUGGUCCCUUGAGGCCGGCUAAAUAGGUCGCUGUGCGUACGGACACAAACAGGUUUAUAAUAAGAGCAGCGGGGCAGAAAAAGAAUCAAAUUUAAGCAUGGCGGCUGAGGUUCUGAACCUGGAGCGGCUGGUAGACUUCGUCACGCCGAUCGCCGAGUACGUAACACCGGAGCAGAACGUGCUCCAGCCGGUGUGGGACUUUGUCCGCCAGGGACCAUGGGGGGAGGACGCGCUCCGCUCCCCGCUCUUCCCGGUCGUCAUGUCCGUCGGCUUCUACUUCUCCUGCAUCCUGCCAUUCAUGGUGGUGGACCUGUGGGGUAAGGAGUGGCACUGGACCAAGAAGUACAAGAUCCAGCCUGACAAGGAGGUGACGUGGCCCAUGGUGCGUAACACCAUGGUCAUCACCUUCUGGAACCACUUCCUGUACGUGCUACCGUCCGCCGUGGGGCAGUACAUCUACACCCCGCCCACCCCGCUGCCGCCCGUCUCCCCCGGGCUCUGGGAGUUCACCUGGCACAUCGGCGCCAGCCUCAUCAUCUUCGACUUCCAGUACUUCGCCUGGCACUGGCUGCACCACAAGGUGCGCUUCCUGUACAAGCACUUCCACGCCAUCCACCACCAGUACCACUCGCCCUUCUCCUGGGUCACCCAGUACCUGCAUCCCUGGGAGCUCAUCACCGUGGGCAUCCUCACCACCAUCAACCCCUGGCUGUUCGACAGCCACUGCUUCACCAUCUGGGUCUACAUGCUCAUCAGCAUCGCCGUGUCCGUGGAGGCGCACUGCGGGUUCGUCCUCCCCUGGUCCCCGAUCCACUGGGUGCCGUUCGGGCUGUACGGGGGCGCCAUCAAACACGACCUGCACCACCAGCGGCCCUACUCCAACUUCGAGCCGUUCUUCUCCAUCUGGGACCGCCUGGUCGGCACGGAGUUCACCCUGAAGGACCGCCAGCGAGCCAUCGACCGCCGGGAGAAGAUCGCGUUCGACGGGCACGACGGGCUGGUCGGCAAGGAGAUGAAGAAGUUCAACUGAAGAUCCCACCGUACGCUUGCAAGUUGGAUAUGCUUUCUGCUUAGGUCUAGGAAAAUUAAUGUUGUGUUUCCUAUUGGUAUUACGGUCCUGAAAAAAUAGGGUAAGGAUUCGUAUAGGUAAGGAUUCAUGUUUUGUUUUGUUUUUACAUUUUUGAGAGUGAUUCAACAAAUACAGUUAAUAUAACACUGAAAUGCAGCUGUGCACUGGUAUUUGGCCUUGAACCGAAACAUUAGGUCCGGUUCGGGUCCGAUCCAGUGUACCGGUAUGCAAACAUUAUGUCAGAUCGAAAGCUUUCAUGAUAUCGAUGUCUCUCGUCAGCAGGCAACAAAAAGGCUAGGGUCUGUCAGGUAAUAUUAUAACCAGAAACACAA